UUCAAUGGCGUUGAGUGAGAGGCAAUAUUGAUUUCAAUGCCACAGCAAUGGUGCAGAGACUGAAGAUUGAUUGGCAUGCAGUAACCAUGAUUCAGCCACGAAAAACAACAGAUUGGACUGUAACCGAAGUUAAUCAGGAUCUGAAAAAAACUGAAUGGCAUGUUGCAACAAUGAACAGAACUCUCAGCUCGGCACUAUCUUAUCUUUCAACAGGAUACAAUGAAUUGCCUUUAAAAAAUCGAAUCAAAUAUAUGCUUCGGGUUAUUCAAGCAAUUUACUACCCCAUCCUCGCCAUUGUUGGUCUCGCGGUUAACAUUUUAACGAUUGUGAUCCUGUCUCGGGAGAAGUGCGGUCUCUCCAGAUGUAUUACUCAUUACCUGUUGGCCAUGUCAUUGGCAGAUUUACUCGUUGUUAUCCUGGACCUUAUGUUGAGACAUAUUUCAACUGUUUUUAAGAAACAGUUUAUUUUUCUUAAAUCUGUCCCUUUGUGCAAUAUUCAUGCUGUUCUGUUAUAUACAGCUAUUGAUUGUUCUGUAUGGUUCACUGUCGCUUUCACCUUUGAUCGUUUUGUAAUGCUUUGUUGCAGAAAGCUGAAAAGUCGAUACUGCACUGAGAGAACAGCGUCUGCAAUUCUCGUAUCAAUGACUGUCUUAAGUGGUUUGAAGAAUAUUUUCUGGUAUUUUAUGUUUACACCUUUGUACCGCCUUCAUAAAGAACCCUGGUUUUGUUAUGAAUCACCAGGUGUUCAGUUAUCUUUAGUAUGGGGCUCCAUCGAGUUUGUUCAUUACAUACUUACUCCAAUUAUCCCAUUUUUCCUUAUUCUGCUGCUGAAUGCAUUGACAGCAAAACAUAUUUUAAUGAAAUCCAAUGCCCGCAAGAGACUUCACACUCAGAGCAAUGUAAGGAAUGUGAGAGACGCAAAGAUGGAAAAUAGAAGAAGAUCCAUCAUUUUACUCUUCUUAAUCUCUGCUAAUUUUAUCUUUUUGUGGUCAACAUUGUUGAUUUCUACAAUAUGGCAGCGGAUGUGGUUAUUGGGGUAUGAUGUCCGGCUGUAUCGAUAUUGGCGAGAUAUUGGCUUCAUGCUGCAGCUUCUGAGCUGUUGCACAAAUACUUGUAUUUAUGUUGUGACACAGAAAUUGUUUAGAAAGCAUUUGAAGAAUAUUCUACUGUAUUUAUGUACUUUUAAAUUUCAAACCAUCCAAUGAUGGAACUGUUCAAAAAUUGAUUAUUUUGAGAAUUUUUGAUUUUACUUCAUAUUUAGCACACAGACUACUCCAAUUUCUUACUGAUUAAAAAGGCAUGAAAUUUUCACGAACAUAGCCAUGUACUUUGGUGUAAGGCCUGGUCCUCAUUGUCGUUGAAGUUGUAGAGUGACAGGAACGAGGAAAUACCGCACAUGGCUAUCAGGGAGAGCAACACCUGAGGCUGUGCAAAUUUAGUAAGCAAACAAAGCUCGUGCUGGCCAUCUUAUUGUGGUCUCAGUGCAUAAUUGUUCCGAUUGUAUUUGUUGGGGAGAAUCCCCAGACGCUAUGCUCACAUGGGAAUGCUAUUGUGACCUUUUGCCCAUCACAGAGGUAAGUGAAUUAUAAUCUAUUGUCUAACAUGAGUAAAAGUGGAUGGAGUGCAUCUGUCACUCAGUCUGAUCUACUGUUGGGGGUAGGAUAAGUUCCUUCUGUACUUGGAGAAUUCUGAGAUGGUCUGAUCAAAUUUUCUUGAACCAUUGUAGAUGUUACUGUCUUUAAUUAAUUGUUGGAAGGCCGGGUUCACAUGGCCUAUGUCAGUUUAAGAAUUGUGUCUUUCCACUUUUUUAAAUGCAUUUGCGGAAUUCAUUAUUGCUCAUGAUAUUGUAGUUGAUGCACGGUUCAAUCCCCAUGGUGUAUGGGUAUAAAUGGAGACAAUUCUCGAGCCAAAGGAUUUGGCAGUUGUUUGUCAGUCAAAGCCAUUUCCAAACACGUUCAAGCAGUAGGAUUCAAACUGGAAAACAUCAUCAGAAACCUCACCAGCUGAUAACCACCGUUUUUCACAGGAUAACUGCGACUGGAGUAAAAUCAAAGAAGCACACAGACUUCUGCAUCAAUGGCAUUGGAAAUUAAGCAACGUCCAUCCUUUGGAAAGAUGUAUAAUCAUUGAUAAUAUCAAGAAAUCCCAUCUCCGAGUUAAUUUUCCUCAUUCGGAGAGGCAGGAAAAUAAAAGACAGUUUGAAAGAUUCAAGCGAUGAUUACAGAAACAUGCAGAAAGUUUGCACGGUACUCUAGCUUCGGCCCAUUGAAAACCAUGCAGAAACAUUCCAAAUCAAUCAAAAUCUGGUCAGAUUCAGAGAAUAUAAACAGAAGUGAUUAAAAAUGCCAGAUAUUGGAGCAUGCCGGACAUAAACAUCAGAUUGAGAUAUUGGAGUUCACUUAGCUCUUUAUUGUAAAUGGUUCCAGGAAAGAAACUGAGCCUCCAGGGGAGACAUCAAUUGAC
Stegostoma tigrinum is the source of this 2463-nucleotide messenger RNA. Its product is annotated as probable G-protein coupled receptor 139. Gene Ontology annotation, cellular component: membrane. The transcript is spliced from 2 exons. Gene Ontology annotation, molecular function: G protein-coupled receptor activity. The record is from RefSeq and is a predicted model, not a curated record. NCBI's taxonomy places the organism in Eukaryota, Metazoa, Chordata, Chondrichthyes, Orectolobiformes, Stegostomatidae. The coding region runs from base 48 to 1205 and encodes 385 amino acids. Gene Ontology annotation, biological process: G protein-coupled receptor signaling pathway.